AUGUGCUAUGUGGAUGACGAAGUAAUAGCGACAACCACACUGGAAGACCACAUUGAGAGACUUGACGAGGUGUUCGCGUGUAUGAAGAGGUCGGGGCUAAAGUGCAAACCAUCAAAGUGCGAGAUACUCAGGGACUCGAGAAAAUACUUGGGCAGGAUGGUGGACAGACACGGCAUCAGACUAGAUCCAGACGCAAGACAAGAACAGAGGGAGGCAUAUAGACCUGAGAUCAAGGAUGGCUUCUCCUUCAUGGACAAGGAAACGUACGACAGUCUUCCAAUCACGAAGUGGUUGGACAAAUCAGGCAAACCAAUAGAAGAUCACCUCGAAUUACCAAAAGAACCUCUGGAGAAAACAAUCUUGAAAAAGAACCGAGGGAAGUCAAAGUUUGUGAGGGAGACGCUCAAGGCAAAAGGCUAUGAUCUUAACCAGGUAGAGACGGGAGAGGCACAAAUAGACGAUGACUUAAUGAGGUUGCUCGAGAAACUAGCAGAUGACAAGCCCGAGAUCCAAGAAAAGGAUAAGGAGGAACCAGAGGUCACAAUACUGCGAAAGAGCGGGAUAGUUAGUGAUGAAGACAUCACGAAGGUGACUAACCCUGAUGGGAAGGAAGUCGUGCAGUCACUGGUUGAAAAAAUCCCGGACGACAUACUUGAACAGACUCGGGUUAGGAAGAAGAAAGUAGCGUUCAAGGAAGAGGCUGAAUACCUGGGACUAGGUCAAGAGUCCGGGGAGUGGUCCACGUCCAUGGAGGAAGAAGAUACUGAAGGAGAAAAUUUGUCCGGGGAGUGUGAAACAUGGGAUGAGGACUCGGACGAGAGCAGCGAUAAUCAGGAUAGUCUCUGCAUGAUAUUGGCAGAAGAGAAGAUUAGACACCGCGACAGGGAAUUACAAACAGACCCAUCCUCAGGAACGUACAACUUGGACGCACAGGAAGUACGAGGAGGUGAAGAACUUGAAAAAAAUGCAGUUUCGAGGAAACCAUUCAGGGAACUAUCAUGCAACUCAAAUGUCAGAACAAAUCUGGUGCCAGAAGAUGAUAUGAAGAUCGUAAAGAGGAUAAUAUGCGUAAACCUGAAUGACGACAUCCACAACCCUGGGGAAAUGAAUGGACAGAUCAUGGCACUAGAGGAACAUGUCAGGGCGAGAUAUAGGCUGUCGGCACUGAUAAGAGCCCAAAAGAAUGACAAGAUGACAAGUAACCUCUCCAAAUGGAUCCGAACGGGGUCCAAGGAGAAAGGGGAACUAGAAGAAGACAGUUACAAGAUCCUGAGCCAGUUCCACAAAGAAAGGAAAGACUUACUCUAUCACACAGCUGACGGGGUGGUAGCAUGCAAGAGAAAAGACGAUGAGAAGAUAUUACACAAGCACAACCUCAUCAUAUUACCACAAUUGUAUCAUGCAGAGGUGCUGUUCCGAUCGCACGAUCAGAUGGGGCACCAGGGGAUAGACGAGGUGCAACAAAGAAUACCUCACAGGCAGAGAGAGAGCAAUGCCCCUGACAUUCUUUUACCCGGAAUAUGA
Symsagittifera roscoffensis is the source of this 1524-nucleotide messenger RNA. RefSeq lists its product as uncharacterized. Bases 1 to 1524 code for a protein of 507 amino acids. The transcript is spliced from 3 exons. The record is from RefSeq and is a predicted model, not a curated record. Lineage: Eukaryota; Metazoa; Xenacoelomorpha; Acoela; Convolutidae.